AUGGUAAAUUUAAUAGAUGCAACAUACGCAGCAAUUGCUCACAGCAAACACACGUACCUAUCUAUCUAUCUAUCUAUCUAUCUAUCUAUCUAUCUAUCUAUCUAUCUAUCUGACUCUUUUGUAUCCAUCUAUCUAUCUCAGCCUGUUCAUAUUUAUCUAUCUAUCUAUUUAUCUAGUCAUGUACGGUUCUAUCUAUCUAUCUCAGCCUGGUCAUAUCUAUCUAUCUAUCUAUCUAUCUAUCUAUCUAUCUAUCUAUCUAUCUAUCUGUCUGUCUGUUUGUCUCAGCCUGUACUAUCUAUCUAUUUAAGGUUACCUAUCUAUCUUUCUAUAGAUAUCCUGUUCAUAUGUAUGUAUGUAUGUAUGUAUGCAUCUAUCUAUCUAUCUAUCUAUCUAUCUAUCUAUCUAUCUAUCUAUCUAUCUAUCUAUCUACCUAGCUUUCUAGCUACCCAUGUACGGUUCUAUCUAUCUAUCUAUCUAUCUAUCUAUCUAUCUAUCUAUCUAUCUAUCUAUCUAUCUAUCUAUCUAUCUCAGUCUGUUCAUAUCUAUAUCAAUAAUACCUUCUUUUAUAUUUUCUUUCUUUCUUUUUUCUUUCUUUCUUUUUUCUUUCUUUCUUUCUUUUUUCUUUCUUUCUUUCUUUCUUUUUUCUUUCUUACUUUUUUCUUUCUUUAUUUUUCUGUCUUUAUCCUAUUGCAAAAUGCAGUGAAAUAUCCAAAAAUCACAUCCUCCAUUGGCAGUUUUACUUUUUCUCUGAACUACAUCAAAACACCAGCUUUUUUGCCAAUCAUUGAUGGAGAUCUGUCUGUAGCCACGCUUUCAGCACGGUCCCUGUCCACUCCGACCCUGUCCAGUCCACCAACAAAAGAGAUGAACGUGUCAUUUGCUGUUGUGAUGUCCAUCACAGGGAAACAACCCCAGGAACUGCACGGUGACGCUCUGUCUCGUCUAUACCAAGAGGUCCGAAUCUGCUAA
Acanthosepion pharaonis is the source of this 969-nucleotide messenger RNA. Lineage: Eukaryota; Metazoa; Mollusca; Cephalopoda; Sepiida; Sepiidae. The record is from the annotation of a GenBank genome assembly.